Carassius auratus (goldfish) is the source of this 1218-nucleotide messenger RNA. Its product is annotated as C-type lectin domain family 4 member K-like. The transcript has 4 exons. The coding region runs from base 383 to 1009 and encodes 208 amino acids. Lineage: Eukaryota; Metazoa; Chordata; Actinopteri; Cypriniformes; Cyprinidae. The record is from RefSeq and is a predicted model, not a curated record.
GUGUGCAUUUAUACAUGUUUGGAAACAUACGUGUUUUCAAACCCCCUUAAACUGAACAAGUCUCUGAAGACUUCAUGUAGAUACUGAGUGAUCCUGAAACAACAUGUGCAUUUGAAUCUCAUUUAAAUGAAAACAAUCAACAAUAUGUAGGGUGAAGUUCUGUGGUGAGCUGAAGUACCAUUAUGCAUAAGUACCUUUUCAUAAAUAAUAAUAAUAAUAAAAAAACAGUUCCUUUCUGUAUUAAUACUGGCCACACCAACAUCGAUGAGGAUCACAACACAGUCCACUCCAGAAGAGAACUAGUGUUAGACCGUCAGCAUCUUGACAACACCGAUACUUUCAGUAGGUGAUUGAAAAUAUAGAAGCAAGAAAAACUUGGAAAAUGUUCCAAGAAGAUGGAAAAAUCACUCAUAAAAGCAUUGAUGAUGUUUAUGAAAAUACUGAUGUUACGAAAGGAAAAUUUGGACAAGAAACCACAAACAGUAACGCGACGAGAAUCCAGUCAUCUGAACUCACAGGAAGUGAUUCUGUGAGGAUCAGAAGCUCCAGAGCAGCUGUUGUGUGUUUGGUUCUGCUGUGUGUUCUUCUGCUGACUGCAGUCAUAGUGCUGUGUGUCAUCUUCACUCAAGAGAGACAACAGCUCUUAUCUAAGAAUGAAAACCUGACCAAUGAGAGAGAGAAGCUGACACUCAAGAACACAAACCUGACCAAUGAAAGAGACCAGCUAAAAUGGGAGAAAAAUGAUCUUCAGAGAUGUCUUGGUCAAGUGGAUGGAUGGAUUUACCAUGAAUUUAGUUUUUACUACAUUUCCUCUGAGAUGAAGAGCUGGACUGAAAGCAGAAGAUACUGUACAGAGAGAGGAACAGAUCUGAUCAUCAUAAAGAACACGGAGGAACAAGAAUUUGUUAAUACCAUUUCUGGUGGUGCCCAAGUCUGGAUUGGUUUGACUGACAUUGAAGUGGAGGGCAGCUGGAAAUGGGUUGAUGGAAGCACACUAACCUCUGAGUGAGAAAACACUGACCUGAACUUAUUAUUAUGUAAUAAAUGAUUCUCACAGUCAGUAUCAUAUCAAACACAAAAACAUCUAAUGCCGAUCUGUUGAUGCAGGUUCUGGUGGUCUACAGAGCCAAAUGGACAAAGAGGAGAGAACUGUGCUCUAAAUAAUCAAAGAUGGGCUGAUUAUCCAUGUAAUUCUGUUUUUAAAUGGGUCUGUGAGAA